This is a messenger RNA of Pogonomyrmex barbatus (red harvester ant), 1896 nucleotides long. RefSeq names its product inactive fucosyltransferase B. Gene Ontology annotation, molecular function: fucosyltransferase activity. Gene Ontology annotation, cellular component: membrane. Lineage: Eukaryota; Metazoa; Arthropoda; Insecta; Hymenoptera; Formicidae. The record is from RefSeq and is a predicted model, not a curated record.
ACUUUUCUUUCCUCAUGUAUCUUUUUUUUCAAUAGAAAUAUAAAAACUAAACAAUGUUUAAAACUAAACAAACUCUAUUAAAAGAGAAUCUCAUAUUUUUCUCCUUUAACUUCUCUUUUUAAAUGCACAGAUUAUUUCAUGCCGCUUCAAUCAAUAUAAAGGAAACAAUAUAAAGUUGUCACUGGUGCUGUGUAUGCAACGGAUCACCUUUCUCUGCCAUUUCUUUCGUCCAGUUCGACGCAAACUUGGCGAUAUAUAUCUUCGUGGAAACGCCGUGAAGAAAGGCACCAUCGAACGAACGCAGAUAAGAUUCAAAGACCCAAUCUGUCUCAGUCAGCAGUUGCUUAACGGACACUUGGUGUAGGAUGAACGGCGGCGAGCAUUAUGCGCAAGUUACCGCGGUUCAUAUUCGUUCUGCUUACCGGUACGACGGUUGCAAUCUUCUGCAUGUUUUUACUGUCUCAGAGUUUCCUCGACAGAAGGUUCCUCGCAUCGCGAAAAGAACACGUGUCCAUAAGAGGGGAAAAAGAAGAAGAUAAAAAAUCUAUCUCUGACUCAGGAUUACCUAAUGCGCGAGAACAGUUCGCAAGGAUGGCAUCCUUGGAUGCACAUCUACUGAGCAGAGGCUUCACGGAUGAACAGGUAAGGAAUAUAUCUGUUCUCGGAAAAUGGUUGUUGGCACCAGAAGGGAGUUCACCUCUACAGUCAAACAUUAGCAAUAAAACCUAUUUAAUCCUAAUUUGGAAGUACGGGCAAUUUCUAGAACGCAGACACAUCAAGCGUUUCACAUCCACCAAAUUUUCACCAUGGGAUCAAUGUUCAGUGCAGAAUUGUAUACUGAGUUACGACGAGAAGGAUCUGCAGCGAGCAGAUGCUGUGGUGUUUCAUUUGCAUUUCACGAAAAGUUCGUCCGAGUUACCGGCAAGAAGCCGGGCGGAUCAACGAUGGGUCUUCCUGACAGAUGAAUCACCCUUUCACACGUUCUUGUAUGGCCAUCAGAGUCUGUCGAACUACGACGGUCUAUUCAAUUGGUCAAUGUCUUACAGAAUGGAUAGCGAUGUGCCGGUUCCUUAUGGAAGAACCAUAAGAGUUUCUAAUAACAUUUCGACCAAAUCCUGGCGUACUAUCUUGAAAGCAUCCAAGACCAAGUUGGCCGCUAUAAUGGGCAGCAAUUGCGGCAGUCGUAACGGACGGUGGGUCUACGUAAAGGCGCUCAAGUCGUCCCUCCGUGGAGACUUGGAUAUCCUUGGAAGAUGCCUGGACGGCAACAGGACCAUCUGUCCAGGUCAUUUCGACCGGGACUGCGCCGCCCUGGGUGCAUACAAGUUCUAUCUGUCGUUCGAGAACUCCAAUUGCCGGGAGUACCUGACGGAGAAAGUGUUUUGGAACGCGUACCAUAAAUUCGCGAUCCCGAUAAUAAUGGGAGCAUCGCGACAGGACUGCCAACAAUUGUUACCGCCGCGCUCCUUCCUUCACACGGACGAUUUUGCGAGCGUGAACGCGCUCGCCGACUACCUCAGAUAUCUGGACCACGACGAUGAGCGUUAUCUCAGGUAUCACGAGUGGCGCGAUCAUUACCGAGUGAUUAAUGAACACGGCUAUUUUGGCAGCGUCUCUAGGCAUUACUGUCGCCUAUGUGAAGCGUUGCACUACAAUCCUACUAAGCCAAAGGUCUACACGAGGCUUGAGCACUUUUGGAGUAAGGAGAAAGAUUGCACCCCAGCGAGUGCUUAGUCGUCGUUUUUUAUAUAAUCAUCUAGUCUUCGUGAAGCGGAUUAAUAUAGACAAUUUUUUAUAGCUUUUCGGGAACUUUAGCAAUUCAGAAUGGUUUAAUUCGAAAAUCGAAUUUUUUAGAUUAUUUUAGUUAUAAAGAUUACGGAAAAAAACACAUUAAUA